Molecule: messenger RNA, 1242 nt
Organism: Impatiens glandulifera
Lineage: Eukaryota; Viridiplantae; Streptophyta; Magnoliopsida; Ericales; Balsaminaceae
Product: phytolongin Phyl1.1-like
Exons: 1
Coding region: 400-1173 (257 amino acids)
Cellular component (GO): membrane
Source: RefSeq, a predicted model, not a curated record
UUUGUUCAUUUCUCUCCUUCUCUCUCUCUCUCCCGGAAAAGCAAAAUUCUUCCUCAUUUGUCCAUUGCUGCUUCGUUCGAUUGGAAAUUCGGUAAGUGAUUAUGAACUUUCAUUGGAUUAGUUGAUAGAUUGCUGUCCUGUGGCGUUGACCGUCAUAUUUCUAGAUUGCCUUGGACAAUCGAAGAUUCUAUAUUGUGAUUUUGUCAAUCCUUUCUUCGAUUGCCGAGAUCCUGAUUUAAAUUCCGGUAACUGAAAUCCAAAAUGCGCAAGUUGUCGCCGCCGCUGAUCUGAUUUUGAUUUCAAAAUAACCUAAUGAAGGCAGAUCUGGGGCUUGUUCUAGGUUAAUUCAUCCGCGACAGAUUCUAGGGUUUUUAUAAAGUUUAUUCAUUGAUCGGUAUAAUGGGUUCAACCCAAAACACAAUCGUGUACUGUUGUGUAGUAAAGUGUAGUCAGAUUAUGUUUGCUUACAGUAAUGGAGAUCCCAAUAUUGAAAGUAUAGCUGCAUUGUGUUUAGAAAGGAUUCCACCCUUUCAUAAGUUCUAUUUCCAAACCAUGAAUGGAAAGACAUUCGGGUUUUUAAUGGAAGAAAGUUUAGUUUAUUUCUCAAUAUCAGACGACAGUCUUGGUAAUUCAGUUGUUCAUAACUUUCUGGGUCGUCUUAAGGAUGAAUUCAGAAAGAAAUCGAAAAAGAGUUUGAGAAGAUUGAAUUCACAUGGUUUACAAGAACAGUUACUGCCUAUUAUCCAUAAAUUGAUCAUGUCUUUAGGAGAUGAAUGGCCUGUAGAAACACACUCGGUUGGGCGUACAGGAUUUUCAUUAUCGGGUUGUAAGGAUGUAAAAGCACAGACAAAUGAUGGAGCUGUUUCGACGAAAGUCCCAUUAUUGGGAAAGUCCGAUAAGAGAAAGAUGAAGGAGCAUGUCAUUGCUGUUAGAGAUGCAGAGCUAGAGGAGAUUCACAGGAAGUCAACUGAUAGAAAUUCAGAUGGAAGCAGUCAGAGUGUUGCGGUUUCAUCUAUGCAGUUACAGAAGGACUCGGUUUUGAUGAGUCGUCAAGUUGCUAGAAAUAAAUGGUGCAAACAAGUACGAAUUGUUCUUGCUGUUGAUGUUGGUAUUUGUUUUGUAAUGCUUAUAGUUUGGUUGGUUAUUUGUCGUGGUAUCACAUGUAUUCGUUGAUUUUUUUUGUUCUUUCUUGUUAUGAAUGUGAACUAAAAGAUGAUUGAGUGGAAGUAGGUUACAUUUUCC